Molecule: messenger RNA, 897 nt
Organism: Oryza brachyantha (malo sina)
Lineage: Eukaryota; Viridiplantae; Streptophyta; Magnoliopsida; Poales; Poaceae
Product: thylakoid lumenal 15 kDa protein 1, chloroplastic
Exons: 7
Coding region: 114-716 (200 amino acids)
Cellular component (GO): chloroplast thylakoid
Source: RefSeq, a predicted model, not a curated record
GCGAUUGGCCGCUUGAGCAAGCACCCCACAAACAGAUAAGCCGGAUAAACACAACGUCCCUAAGAAACCGUCUCCGACCACCGGCCGGAGAGCAUCAAGAAUCGACGGCGAUCAUGGCCACCACCAUCCUGGGCAGCCUCAAGCUCACGCCAUCCCCACCGCCCUCCGUCGCUGCCGGCGCCUCGGCAACGCCCGGUCGCUCCUCCCUGUAUUUCCACCUCGCCAACGCCGGCGCCGCCGCGCUCGUCGCGGCCUCGCUCCUCGUCGCCGACCCGGCUCUGGCCUUCAAGGGAGGAGGCCCGUACGGGCAGCAGGUGACGCGGGGGCAGGACCUCACCGGCAAGGACUUCAGUGGCCAGACGCUCAUCAGGCAGGACUUCAAGACGUCCAUACUGAGGCAAGCGAACUUCAAAGGCGCGAAGCUGCUCGGCGCGAGCUUCUUUGAUGCAGACCUGACAGGUGCUGAUCUCUCCGAUGCUGAUCUUAGAGGAGCAGACUUCUCACUGGCAAAUGUAACCAAGGUAAAUUUGACAAAUGCCAACUUGGAAGGGGCACUUGCCACAGGAAACACGACCUUCAAAGGAUCCAACAUAUAUGGAGCAGAUUUUACAGAUGUUCCACUCCGAGACGAUCAACGAGAAUACCUCUGCAAAGUUGCUGAUGGGGUCAAUCCAACCACUGGAAACGCCACAAAGGAGACUCUUUUCUGCAAGUGAAGAACAAUAUCUAUAGAGAGGAAGAGACUCGGUAGAGUUCAGGGUGCUGAUUAAGUUAGUUACUGAAUAGUACUGGUAUCUUGCCGUCAUUUUCUCUCUUUUUUCCCCAAGUGCAGAGAGAAGUACACAAUUAGAUGACAUGAAUAAAUAUGCAAAUAAUAAAUAAAAAAGAUUGAAAUGA